CAGUCCAUCUACAUUGGCGUCCCAGUGCCUCGAGGAUAUCGACGCAAACGCAGGCGAAGGCGCUCUAGUCGUGAGGCUGCUGACAUGGACAGGGACAGACGCUACAGCCACCACAGACACCACGAGCACGACCGCUACAGAGACAUAGACAUAGAGGAAGGACUUAUGGAUUCUAACGAGCAGAGUCUCCAAGACAUCAACCGCACAAUGUCUCCGGCAGCAGAGCGGCUACGUUACAUCCUAAAUGAAGAGGAUGACAUGCCCACGCCGACGCUCUUCACCGAGAUGGACACUCUACAGCGAGAAGGAGAUGAGCUGGAGUGGAAGGAGUCUGCUAGGUGGGUGAAGUUCGAAGAGAAGGUGGAGGAGGGAGGAGAAAGGUGGAGUAAACCACACGUGUCCACACUGUCCCUGCAUAGUCUCUUUGAGCUCAGGACGUGUCUCCAGACGGGGACUGUGCUGCUGGACCUGGAAGGCUACUCGUUGCCUCAGAUAGUUGAUGACAUCAUUGAGAGACAAAUAGAGGAAGGCAUGAUAUCUCCUGAGCUACGAGAGAAGAUCACUUUUGUCCUGCUGAGGAAACAUCGACACCAGACUAAAAAGCCCAUCCACCGCUCCCUAGCCGACAUUGGGAAAUCCAGCUCUUCCACCAGUGAGUGUCCAGUUCUGAAAUGUCCAGGGUCAAUGGCCAACUUUAACCGAUCCACAGAGGACCUCCGAAUGAAACAGCAGUCUGCCAACUAUGGUCGCCUGCGUCACGCCCAGAGUAGGAGUAUGAACGAUAUUGCAGAUACUCCGAGCACGGACCAGCUAAAAAAUAAAUUUAUGAAGAAGAUUCCCAGAGAUGCAGAGGCAUCCAACGUCUUGGUUGGAGAAGUGGAUUUCCUCAACAAACCCUUUGUAGCCUUUGUCCGCCUGGCCCAGGCUACAACACUAGGAGGUCUGACUGAGGUCCCUGUUCCCACCAGAUUCCUGUUUAUUCUUUUGGGACCUCAAGGAAAGGCCAAGUCCUAUAAUGAGAUCGGCCGAGCCAUAGCAACCUUAAUGGUGGAUGAUCUCUUCAGUGAUGUAGCCUACAAGGCCAGAGAUCGGGAGGACCUCAUCGCAGGCAUAGAUGAGUUUUUGGAUGAGGUGAUAGUGCUUCCACCUGGAGAAUGGGAUCCCAAAAUCCGCAUUGAGCCACCCAAGAAAGUCACCUCGGCUGACAAAAGGAAAUCAGUGUUUUCCUUAAACGAGCUGGGACAGAUGAACGGUACAGCUGGAGGAGGAGGAGGCCUGGCUCAGGACGAGGAGAUGCCAGAGCAACAUGAGCUCGGAGAAGAGCUGGCAUUCACUGGACGCUUCUGUGGUGGUCUGUACCUGGACAUAAAGCGGAAAUUGCCUUGGAUACCUAGUGAUAUUUAUGAGGGUUUCCACAUUCAGUCUAUCUCCGCUGUGCUCUUCAUCUACUUGGGCUGCAUUACCAAUGCCAUUACCUUCGGAGGCCUGCUGGGAGAUGCUACAGACAACUACCAGGGUGUGAUGGAGAGCUUCCUGGGUACAGCUCUGGCUGGCUCUGUCUUCUGUCUCUUCAGCGGUCAGCCCCUCAUCAUCCUCAGCUCCACUGGACCCAUCCUCAUCUUUGAAAAACUCCUGUUUGAAUUCAGCAAAAACAACGACAUAGAUUACAUGGAGCUGCGUCUGUGGAUCGGCAUGCACUCCUGCCUGCAGUGUUUCAUCCUGGUAGCUACAGACGCCAGCUACAUCAUCAAGUACAUGACGCGCUUCACUGAGGAGGGUUUCUCCAGCCUCAUCUCUUUCAUCUUCAUCUCCGACGCCAUCAAGAAGAUGGUGGGCUCCUUCAAAUAUUACCCCAUCGACACGGACUUCAAGCCCGACUACAUCACCACCUACAAGUGCGAAUGCCUGGCCCCAGACCCGAUUCCAAUGCCAGAUAACAGCUCUAGUGUCUCUGGGUUGAAUGUGACAGCUCUGGACUGGAGCCAGCUGAGCAAGAAGGAGUGUGUAAAGUAUGGAGGCUCUCUGGUGGGAAAGUCCUGCAAGUACGUCCCCGAUCUGGCCCUCAUGUCUUUCAUCCUCUUCUUCGGCACCUACUCCAUGACCGUCUCCCUCAAGAAGUUCAAGUUCAGCCGCUACUUCCCCACUAAGUUGAGGAAACUCAUCAGUGACUUCUCUAUCUUCAUGUCCAUCAUGACGUUUGUGGGGCUAGAUAUGCUGUUGGGACUCAAAACUCCAAAGCUAAUCGUCCCCACAGAGUUUAAGCCAACUCGACCGGGUCGUGGCUGGCUGGUGAUGCCAUUUGGUAAGAACCCGUGGUGGGUUUAUUUGGCCAGCUUCGUCCCUGCCCUCCUCGUCACUAUCCUCAUCUUCAUGGACCAGCAGAUCAGUGCAGUCAUUGUUAACCGCAAGGAGAACAAACUUAAGAAAGGCUGUGGCUAUCAUCUGGAUCUGUUGUGGGUGGGCGUCCUAAUGGCUGUCUGCUCUUUCAUGGGCCUGCCCUGGUACGUCGCUGCCACUGUCAUCUCCAUUGCCCACAUCGACUCUCUGAAAAUGGAGAGUGAGUCGAGCGCUCCCGGAGAACAACCUCAGUUCCUCGGGGUCAGAGAACAAAGAAUGACAGGCAUUUUGGUGUUUGCACUCACCGGAGUCUCCAUCUUCCUCGCUCCAGUACUUAAGUUCAUCCCCAUGCCUGUGCUGUACGGUGUCUUCCUCUACAUGGGCGUAGCUUCCCUCAGUGGAAUCCAGUUCUGGGACAGGAUUAAGUUGUACAUGAUGCCAUCCAAGCACCAGCCCGACUUCUCCUACCUGCGUCACGUUCCUCUGAGGAAGGUGCACCUGUUCACACUGGUCCAGAUCAUAUGUCUGGCUGUGCUCUGGAUCCUCAAAUCCACCUUCUUGGCCAUCAUCUUCCCUGUUAUGAUCCUGGGUCUGAUGGUCGUCCGAAAGAUGCUGGACAUGGUCUUCUCCCAGCACGACCUGGCCUGGCUGGACGACCUCCUUCCUGAGAAAGAGAAGAAGAAGAAGGAAGAUGCUAAGAAGAAGGGGAAGGAGAAGGAUAAGAAGAAGUCCAAAGCAGACGACAGCGAGGAGGAGGACAAGUCCCACCCCUACUCCAACCACUCACCCAGCUCUGAGUCAGACUUGGAUCGCAGCAUCACCCUCCACCUGAAGAUCUCCUGCCCGUCGUCUCCGGCCAUGCCAAUGGGGCGAGGGAUGGCCUGCCCCGUGCCCCAGGUCAAGAUCGAGAUGGAGUCGGACUACGACUCGGACAUCGACCACCACCGCCCUCGGGACAUGAGCAGUGAGACCACGUUAUAA
This is a messenger RNA of Morone saxatilis (striped sea-bass), 3318 nucleotides long. It is a transcript of the gene slc4a5a, whose product is annotated as solute carrier family 4 member 5a. The transcript has 24 exons. Bases 85 to 3318 code for a protein of 1077 amino acids. NCBI's taxonomy places the organism in Eukaryota, Metazoa, Chordata, Actinopteri, Moronidae. The record is from RefSeq and is a predicted model, not a curated record. Gene Ontology annotation, biological process: transmembrane transport; regulation of intracellular pH; monoatomic anion transport. Gene Ontology annotation, cellular component: plasma membrane. Gene Ontology annotation, molecular function: sodium:bicarbonate symporter activity; monoatomic anion transmembrane transporter activity; solute:inorganic anion antiporter activity.